AUGACACCAACGCUUCGCCGCCCCACCAAGAAGACGCCCGGCCGCCCCAAGGCCAGGAAGCCUCGGACGUGCCACCGUUGCCACAAAACGCUGAGCAAGUCGACGAAGCUGAAGAACCAUCUUCUUCGGAGGACUGGGUGCGGGGCAAAAGCGGACGCUUUAAAAAAGAAGAAAAAGCAAGAGGCGAGUAGAUUUUCAAGCAAGGUCUAUUCGAUUAAACGCGAGUUAGACAAGGCGGGUUGGUGGGGGGAAAUCGAGGGCUACGAGGACGAGGAGACGAAGGAGUGUGACGGCGACGAAACCAUGGGCGGUGGUGAUACUGUGAAGGUAUGGCAGACUGCGCCUGAUAAUUUGCGGCGUGCGAAAGGUUUGGCGCGCCUAGAUUGGACGCAAGUCAUUGACUAG
Messenger RNA from Phytophthora nicotianae INRA-310, 405 nucleotides. RefSeq lists its product as hypothetical. The transcript has a single exon. The coding region runs from base 1 to 405 and encodes 134 amino acids. The record is from RefSeq and is a predicted model, not a curated record. NCBI's taxonomy places the organism in Eukaryota, Oomycota, Peronosporomycetes, Peronosporales, Peronosporaceae.